AAUGUACUACAAGAAAGUACUGCAACCGAGCUGGUGCGUUUUCGCUCUUCGGGUGAGUAUGGGUUAGUAGCGUCCAAACCGAUUCCAAGGGGGACAAUACUGGGGGAGUAUUUCGGUACACUGGAGUACAUGCCGAAGAAAAAUGUUGGUAACGACGGAUUUCGCCUUGACUUCAAAACAAGAUCUAAACACGGGAAGCGGCUUCAAAUAAAUGGUGGAAUGCGAAGAGGCCUCGUUGCCUGGGCAAAUCACUCGUGCGAUGCUGUUGCUGGUUUGUUUCAAGUCGGCUAUGGCCGCCUUUCAACGGUGGUGGCAAUAACAUUGCGUGAGAUUCAAACUGGACAAGAGGUGACCGUGUCUUACGGUAAAAAGCUGUGGUUUGUUUGUCGAUGUGGAUUCGAGCACUGCUGUCAU
Phytophthora sojae is the source of this 414-nucleotide messenger RNA. RefSeq lists its product as hypothetical. The transcript has a single exon. Gene Ontology annotation, molecular function: protein binding. Lineage: Eukaryota; Oomycota; Peronosporomycetes; Peronosporales; Peronosporaceae. The record is from RefSeq and is a predicted model, not a curated record. The annotation marks the transcript as partial.